This is a messenger RNA of Teleopsis dalmanni, 2499 nucleotides long. RefSeq names its product synaptic vesicle glycoprotein 2A-like. Gene Ontology annotation, biological process: transmembrane transport. The record is from RefSeq and is a predicted model, not a curated record. The transcript is spliced from 7 exons. The coding region runs from base 21 to 1676 and encodes 551 amino acids. Gene Ontology annotation, molecular function: transmembrane transporter activity. NCBI's taxonomy places the organism in Eukaryota, Metazoa, Arthropoda, Insecta, Diptera, Diopsidae.
CAAAUCCUAAAAAAUUGAAGAUGACAAUUGCAAUUAUUGAAAAUGGAAUGAUAAAAGUGAAACGUCCACGUCCCACUGACCGCACUGAGUACUUUGAACGCGCUUUGAAACUAACAAAAUUUGGCUUAUUUAACUAUAUGAUGAUCUUCGUUUGCGGUGUUAUACUCGCCAAUGUUUUGUUGGAGACUCUUGGCAUCAGUUUUGUUUUACCAGUUUCGGAAUGCGAUUUCCCACUUACUACAACACAACGUGGCGUCUUGGGCGCUAUUGGAUUUGCCGGUAUCAUAUCUAGUUCCCAUUUGUGGGGUUUUCUUGCUGAUACCACUGGACGUCGCAACAUCAUUAGACCAACUUUAAUCAUGGGUUUUUGCUUAACUGUGUUUUCCAGUUUUGCUCAAAAUUUUUGGGUAAUGGUGGUUUUAAGAUACCUGAACGGGUUUUGUGUUUCUGGUGGUUCAGCUACUGUGUAUGCCUAUUUGAGCGAAUUUCACACCUCUAAACAUCGUUCUCGUGCAAUUAUGGGUGCAGCAAUUGUUUUCGGCAUUGGAUCUAUGUUGAUGCCAGCCGUUGCUUGGUUAGUCAUUAAUCAGGAUUGGAGUUUGCCUUUACCAGUGUUAGGUAUGGUUUACAAACCAUGGCGUUUGUUCAUGAUUGUCUGCGGUAUACCAGGUUUUAUAAGUGGCUUAGCUUUGUUUAAACUUCCUGAAAGCCCGAAAUUUUUGUUAAGCCAAGGCAAACAAGCUGAAGCACUAAAAGUAUUGCGUACCAUAUAUCAUAUAAAUUCGGGAAAUCCUAAAAUGCAAUAUCCAGUCACCACAGUUUUGAUUGAGGAUUUGAAUUCGUAUUUGCCAAAAGAAAAUCAACAUUGCACUGGUUUCAAAGCCCUACUUCGCUCCAUGUGGCAACAAACCCAACCGCUUUUCGGACGACAAUAUUUAUUUUCCACCUUGCUUAUAUGCAUUAUACAAUUCGUUACAUUUUUUACAUCGAAUGGCUUGUAUAUUUGGUUCCCAGAUAUACUUAAUAGCGUCGGCGAAUACAUGAGCUUGCAUCCAACUCACAAAUUCUACCUCUGCGAUGUAGUCUAUGAAAAGCAACGGAAUUUAUAUAACUUUAAUGAAGAAAUGAAAUAUCUUGAGAUGUUUAAUGUUAAAAGUUUUGGAGUUAAAAAAUGUAAUGAGAAGCUUGAGUUGAACACAUUAGAACAGUCUUUGUUGUUGGAGAUUUUGUAUGCCGUCGGAUUUUCUGUACUUGCCGUGAUUAUUAAUUGUGUUGGAAAACGUUCUAUAUUAUUUGGCUGCUUGGUAUUUUGUGGACUUAGUGGUAUUGCUGUCAUUUACACUGAUAUACCUUUGAUUUCUACCAACUUGUAUCUGGUUCUUCUUCUUUGCGGUUUGGGCAUUAAUGUUUUAAGUGCAACAACUGUUGAAAUCUACCCUACUAAGCUCAGAGCUAUGGCCGUUUGUAUCUCAUUGAUGAUGGGUCGCUUGGGUAGCGUUGUUGGUGUCAAUGUUUUUGGUACACUCCUCACUCAAAAUUGCGAAACUGCUUUUGUCAUAUCCGGUGUCACUUUGAUAUUGAGCGGAUUUCUUGGUUUCCUCAUACCUUCACCAAGCAAGUUCAUCAAUCAACGCUAUUCACGCCGUUCGAGCGUUGCUUCGAUGACUGGAAAUUAAAUCAUUAAAUUGAAACAAUACAUUUUUUUCUAUAUUUACUUACUCGAAACAAAAAUUUAGAUCUAAGCAAUGAAAACUGAUAACGAAACGCAUAAGAUUGGAAAAUUUAGAUUUAAGAAAGUAAUCAUUUUUAUAUGGAAUGCAAGAAGCACAUAUGCUUAAAAAUCAAAAAAAAAAAAACGAAACAAAAACUCCAAAAAAAAAUUUAAAGAAAAAUUCAGGAAAAAAUAAGAUAAACAAUUUAAAAUAAAAUAUUUAAACUGUACGGCAGUUCUAAAUCUUUUGGAAGUGAUUAUUUUUUGAAAGAGCACUUCACUAAUUUAUCUCUUCAAAAACUAUUCACUUCCAAUUCCUAUAGAACUGCCUUCUUGUGUUAAUGAAUUUAGUAUAAAUUUUCUUAUUUUUAUUAUGAGUAGUUUGUGCUAAGUUCAUUAGUAUUUAUACAGUAUUAAAAAAUACAUACACUGCAAUACUAAUUUAAAGCAUCAUAUAUCAAUAGCAAAUUAUAAAUCUUACACUUCAUUUUGUGACUCCAAAUGGAUUGCAAGGAACGAUAUUACAAUUGAAAAGGACUGACAUUUAAGGUUAAAUUGGUGCGUUGGGUUACGAUUGCAGUAUAAACUGAACAAUAAUUGCAAAAGGCUGAUUAAUAUUUGAUACGGAACAUUACACAUUAACUAUCUGAAUAUGAACAUUGUUAAACAUAUAUUUAAUCCAUUAUAUUAUUAGUCUGUAGUUUGUAGCUUGGGUUUAGUAGUGCGUUAGUGCAAUGGGAGUAGUGUUAGUUUGUAGUAUGAAUAUAUUCAAUAAAGAAUAAAAUAAU